UCGCUCACCUUAGCUCGAGGUUGAAUAAACUAAGUAAAUAAUACUGCAUGGUGGCGCACGUUUUGCACACUGCGUGCAAAACUGCGAAUUGCGGGAAAACGUGCAUAUAAACGCAUGCCCGUGUUUUUUGUCAUACGCGAGUUUCCCUAGUCGUCCAUCAUCAUGAAGUACAUCUUAGUAUCCGGGGGUGUCAUCAGUGGUAUCGGGAAGGGAGUCAUCGCGUCCAGUAUCGGCAUGCUCCUGAAGGCAUGCGGCCUGAGAGUCACCUCCAUCAAGAUUGAUCCUUACCUUAACAUCGACGCCGGAACAUUUUCUCCUUAUGAACAUGGGGAAGUCUAUGUUCUCGACGACGGGGGCGAGGUGGAUUUGGAUCUGGGCAACUACGAGCGUUUCUUGGACAUCACACUGCAUCGGGACAACAACAUCACGACGGGAAAGAUCUACCAGAGCGUCAUCAACAAAGAGAGAAAGGGAGACUACCUGGGCAAGACGGUACAAGUGGUGCCACACAUCACCAACGCCAUUCAAGAGUGGGUGGAGAGGGUGGCAGUCAUCCCAGUGGAUGGAGACGAGGAGGCACCUGAAGUCUGCAUCAUUGAGCUUGGUGGAACCAUUGGUGACAUUGAGGGCAUGCCGUUCGUCGAGGCCUUUCGCCAGUUCCAGUUCCGUGUCAACCGAGAGAACUUCUGCUGCGUGCAUGUUAGUCUGGUGCCCCAGCCCAAAUCCACAGGGGAGCAGAAGACCAAACCCACACAAGCCAGCAUCAGGGAGCUGCGCGGGCUGGGUCUGUCCCCAGACCUUAUUGUCGCCAGAAGUCACAACCCCGUCGUAGAAAGCGUGAAAGAGAAAAUCUCCAUGUUCUGCCACGUGACAGCCCAGCAGGUCAUCUGUGUGCACGACUGUACGUCCGUCUACCGCGUACCCCUACUGCUGUAUGAUCAGAACCUGGUGCAGUAUUUUCAGACCAGACUUCAUCUGGACUUCCGAACGCGUCCCAAACUCAGGCUGAACAAGUGGAGGGAGCUGGCACACAGAUAUGACCACACCACCAAAGAGAUCACAAUCGCACUGGUUGGCAAAUAUACCAAGUUGGAAGAUGCCUACAUCUCGGUCAUGAAGUCACUCUUGCAUGCCGGCCUGACUUGCCAAUGCAAGGUCAAGAUCAAGUUCAUUGAAGCAGAUGAUCUUGAGCAGACCACACUGGAGCAGGAGCCAGUAAAGUUCCACGAGGCUUGGCAACAGCUCUGCAGCAGCAAUGGGGUCCUGGUACCUGGCGGAUUCGGGGUACGAGGGACGGACGGAAAGGUAGCCGCGGCGAAGUGGGCCAGAGAAAACAAGAAGCCGUACCUCGGUGUGUGCCUGGGGUUGCAAGUCGCCGUGAUUGAAUUUGCCCGUAACGUUCUCGGCUGGAAAGAUGCCCACUCUGAAGAAUUUGAUCCCAACACUACACAUCCAGUGAUCAUUGAGAUGCCUGAACACAACACAGGCCAGAUGGGAGGAACCAUGCGUCUCGGCAAGAGAACGACCGUCUUCAAGACAGAGAACUCCAUUCUCAGAACUCUUUAUGGAAGAGGUGAGCAGAUUGAAGAACGUCAUCGCCAUAGAUACGAGGUAAAUCCUAAAAACAUUGAGGACUUUGAAAGCCACGGUAUGAAAUUUGUCGGCCGCAGUGUGGACGGAGAAAGAAUGGAGAUCCUGGAACUACAAGAUCACCCCUACUUCGUGGCCGUCCAGUACCACCCUGAGUACAUCUCCCGCCCCAUGAAGCCUUCUCCUCCUUACCUGGGCCUGGUCCUUGCCUCCAUCAACCGCCUCAAAUCCUACAUCGCCCGUGGGUGCCGCCUGUCGCCCCGUAACUCCUUCGAGGAGGCGGAGUCCUCCGAUACGGAGGAAGAAAUGGCAGCUUUGCUGAACAAGUCCGCCUCUCAAAACUCGUUCUCCAGUCUGGAGGCCAGUCCCCAGUUAUCCUAAGGUCAAAGGUCAGUUGCAGAAGAUGUUCAACUUCAAAUACCACCCCCCCCCCC
Molecule: messenger RNA, 2024 nt
Organism: Patiria miniata (bat star)
Lineage: Eukaryota; Metazoa; Echinodermata; Asteroidea; Valvatida; Asterinidae
Product: CTP synthase 1-like
Exons: 15
Coding region: 163-1971 (602 amino acids)
Biological process (GO): pyrimidine nucleobase biosynthetic process; CTP biosynthetic process
Cellular component (GO): cytoophidium; cytoplasm
Molecular function (GO): CTP synthase activity; identical protein binding
Source: RefSeq, a predicted model, not a curated record